AUGGCAGCCGCUGUAGCUGGUGCACUCGUUGGGGUGGAGCCGAAGGCUGUGGUGGAAGCAGCUCAGGCAAAGUUGCUGGAGGAGAGGCGAGCGACAGGAGCGGCAGCUUCGUUCAGGGGAGCUGGAUUGCGGCUAAGGCAGUGGGAUACACUUAGCGAGCACUUUAAUUUGGCAGACACGAAUUUGCUGCGCCAGCCCCGGGUCAUGCGUUCGGUGAAUGAGGCGCUGCUCUGUAAGGAGUGCAAGCGACCUGGGCAUGGGGAUCUGCUGACAAGGGAGGAAGAGGUUGAGUUGAUUGGUGCAAUGCGGUCCGGCCAGAGGCUACAGAUGUUUUUGGCGGCCUGGCAGAGGGCAACAGGGCGGCCCCCGGUGCAUGAGGAAAUAUCUGCGCGUGGAUUUCUGGGGUCAUCCGAGAACGUGGGUGAGGUACUGCAUGCAGCGGGUGAUGCUCAGAGCCAGCUGAUCAUCUGCAACGUCAGGCUGGUACACAAAAUAGCCCAGCAGUACCGGAGUCCACAGGUCAUUGAUUAUGAAGACCUCUUCCAGGCGGGGCUGGAGGGCCUGCAGGACGGCCUGCGGCGGUACGAGCCGGCGCGCGGCAGCCGCUUAGGCACCUGCCUCUAUUUCUCCAUCCGCAACACCGUCGUGCGUGAAUACCGGCGCCAGAACCGCGUCGUGAUCAUUCCCGACUCCACCCAGGCCGAGCUGGCCGCCCUCCAGAGCGCGCUAACCGCCUUCACCGACAUGCACCAAAGGCAGCCGACAUUCGAGGAGCUGGGCACGGCGAGCGGCUUCACCACGCGCGAGCUGCACCGGCUGCUGCGGCUACACGCGACGCGCGAGGUCUUCUCGGGAGCGCUUUGCACCGCCGCCUAUCCCAGAUCCGGCAGGGAGGCCCCACAGGAGACAUGGGGCGACACUUUGGAGGGUGCAGUGGAGGAGCAGGUGCACUCAGAGAGGGCGGCUGGGCUGCUGGAGCUGCAGCAGCACAUGGACACAGCCAUCCGCAGUCUUCCAGACAAGGAGCAGACCGUGCUGAGGUCCUUCUACGGCCUCGACGGGCGGCCGAAAAACCAGAAAGAGAUUGGAGAGAUAAUGAGCACUAGCGAGCAGUAUGUGAGUCAGCUACUGAACAAAGCGCGCAUGAGGCUGCGGAAGCAGCGCGCACAGACACUGCUGGCGUACUUAGGGCAGGAUUGCGUGACGCCGUAUCAGUCAGCAGCAAGGAAUUCAGAGCUCACAUACGUGGCCCAGGCAAUGGAGAGGACCGGCCUGGUGACCGCGUUCAACAGCUCAGACUUGGUGGCGACUAUCUUCCUGCCCAAGAACAUUGCCUUCGAGAAUCUUUUGACAAGCAUCGGCAUGACGGUGGACCAGGCGUUCAACAACGCGGGAGCCUUCACUCCUUUCCUUGGACAGAUCCUGGAGUACCACGUGGUGCCCAACGUGGUCCUGUUUGCCGAGAACUUCACCAGUGGCCAAGUCCUGCCGACGGUCAUCCAAGACACCUUGACGGUGAACUUGGACCCCUUGACCAUCACUCCCAGUGGCGGGGGCAAGGCGGCUGUGACAUUCACAGACUUCAUCGCCUGCAAGUCCAUUGAGCACGUCCUGGACACCGUCCUGCUGCCCCAGUCGAUUGUGCAACAAUACACUGCCAGCAUGAACGGAGGCGGCGCCGCCGCAGCUGCACCUUUGGUCAUGGCAACUUCCGGAGCUGAUGUCCUCGCCCAAGCCAUUGCCACAGCACCAGUCGUGGCACCUCUUGUGCCCGUGGCGCUUCCAGUCGUGCCAGUGGCUCAGGUUCCUGCAGCUUCCAUCAUCGAUGCGGCUGAGGCGACAAAGACACAGGCAAGCCGCUCGCACACCUCGCUGCAAAAGUUGAUCUCCUUGCUUGAGCAUGCUGCCGACAAGGUGGCGUCCGAGCUGCAGGCGCUGAAGCCGGUGGCAGUUCCCAGCCCCCCGCCUGUAAUCGCCCCUGGACCGAUCGAGCCUGUGCCUGUCUCUGGAGCCCUGCCCGUCUCUGGUGUCACAACGGCACCCCCUCCCCCGGCGGUGAUCGAGCUGCCAAAGAAGGAGGCGCUGCUGCUGGGCCUCAAGGACAAGAUCAGCUCCAAGUUAAUUGGCGCGCCGCCACCGCCCCUGGCCGUCUCCGGUGCCCCCACCGCCGUCUCUGGCACUCCCCUCACCCCGGUGCCAGCGCUGCCCGCGGCCGGCCCAGUGACAGCGCUGGAGCUGCCCAAGGUGGAUGUUCCUCUGCCGCUGCCCAAGAAGAAGGAGAUCCUGCCGCCUGUGGGUCUCGAUGUGCCCCUGUACAAAUUCAAGCUGCCAGACAUCAAGGCUGAGCUGCUCGCCCUGGGCAAGGACGCCCUCUCCAAGCUGGGCCUCGACAAACUCAUCGCUGCGCAGACGCCGCCCCCUCCAAUGCCGGUGGCCGUCUCUGGAGCGCCGAUCACUCCAGUGGCCGCCACUCCUGUGGUGCCGGACCUGUCCGCUUUGCUGCCCGUCAAGAAGGACAUUCCAAUUCUGGACAGCCUCAAGAACCAGCUGCUGCCGCAGUCGCCUCCUCCCCCUGCAGUGCCCACAGCCGUCUCUGGCGCACCAGUGACCCCGGCCGCUGCAUCGCCAACCCCUGCAAUCCUACUGCCCACCUUGGUGCCCCUUAAGAAGGACGAGAAGUUGCUGACAGCUGCCCUGGCAGCUUCCCCCAAGGCGGAAGCUUCCAAGGAGGAGGCAGCCGCCGCCCCGCUGGUUAUCAAGCUGCCAGAGUUCGCGGGGGGCACCAACCUGCCUGACAUUGUGGCUGGCAAUACUUACAGCCCCCCAGACGGUUACUACUCUGCCUCAGCCAGCGCUGAUGCUUCAGCCCAAGCUGGCACCGUGACGGCUGCGUCCGGCCCGGAGCCCCAGGGGGUGAUCGUAGUGGGUGACGACAUCGCCUACAAUGUCAGCACCACAUGCUCCACUGUGCCAGCUGUCGCCCAGAUGGUGCCCAGCAUGGCCGACUUCCUGGCAGCCCUCCAGGCCACUGGUCUGGACAUGGCACUCAACAACGACACUGCGAUGAUGACCGUCUUUGUGCCGGUCAACGCUGCCUUCGAUGUGCUCGCGGUACAGACAAACCAGACAUUGGGCGCGAUCCUGGCCCAGACAGACAUGCUCAAGCAGGUGCUGGAGUACCACGUGGUGCCAGGUGUCAGCGCGCUGGCAGCUAACCUGUCCGACGGCGAGAUGCUGCAGACGGCCCUGCCCAACCAGACCAUCAAAGUGCAGGCGGGCGCGAAUGGCGUGAAGCUGCUGGGAGGAAACGGCGUUGUGGCCAACGUCAUCUACCCGGACGUGGUUGCCUGCAACGCCAUCAUCCACGUCAUCGACGCCGUGCUGGCCCCGGUUCCCGCCGCCCUGCCGCCCAUGCUGCCGGCUGCCGCCGCUGCCGCGACGAUGGCGGCUGCAAUGGGCCCUCAGCCCAUGCCCGUGCCUGCUGCUGGCGGCAGGCACUAA
Coccomyxa subellipsoidea C-169 is the source of this 3501-nucleotide messenger RNA. Its product is annotated as Fasciclin-domain-containing protein. The record is from RefSeq and is a predicted model, not a curated record. The coding region runs from base 1 to 3501 and encodes 1166 amino acids. Gene Ontology annotation, biological process: regulation of DNA-templated transcription; DNA-templated transcription initiation. The transcript has 24 exons. Gene Ontology annotation, molecular function: DNA-binding transcription factor activity. Lineage: Eukaryota; Viridiplantae; Chlorophyta; Trebouxiophyceae; Coccomyxaceae.